Molecule: messenger RNA, 2302 nt
Organism: Brachypodium distachyon (stiff brome)
Lineage: Eukaryota; Viridiplantae; Streptophyta; Magnoliopsida; Poales; Poaceae
Product: exonuclease mut-7 homolog
Exons: 10
Coding region: 163-1887 (574 amino acids)
Biological process (GO): nucleobase-containing compound metabolic process
Molecular function (GO): 3'-5' exonuclease activity; nucleic acid binding
Source: RefSeq, a predicted model, not a curated record
GUGAGCUAGUCCUUCUCUCGGUUCCGCUUCCGCCCCCCUCCCAACAUUUUCUCCCCCCUUCGAAGCCACAAACCCUAGAAUCUCAUGGUACCAGGAAUCUUCUGAUCCCCAAAAGAGAGCGCGGAGAAGGAGUUGGUGCACAGGGUAGGUAUAAUUUAAAGUAUGGGUUGUCUCAAGGCAGUGAUUCAGGAAGACUAUGAAAGCAGUCAAAAUAGUGAAUAUCGCUCCAUAUGCUUACACUCAUUUUCAGAUCUGUCACAUGUUUCCGCGGCUACUUUUAUGUAUCUUUUGAAGGACAGCUACCUAUAUGGAACCCACAAAGCAACCCUGAAGUUCAGGAUCCUUCAGCAGCAGGUUAAAAGCGCAUUGCAUAAUGCUCCUCAGCCCGGCCCAUUCACAUACAUUGUUCAAUGCAUGUACAUUGUACCUUUGCUGGGCCAUAGUCAUGCUGAAGGGUUCAGCCAUAUGUUGAUAUCUUCUUUGAGGCAUUUGAAGUCGAUGGAAUCGGUACAGGAAGACUUCAUUGAUGCAAAGUGUCUUGCUGCACAACUUGUUCUAGACAUUCUUGCUUCUGUUGUACCCCAUGAGGAACGCAUAUUGGUGAAGCUUCUUGAGACAUUUGAUAUUGAGUUGAAAGAUAUGGCCCAUGCUUUGUAUGGUUCAAAGUUAGAUUUUGGAGAUGUAGAGAAAACAAGAGAACAUCUCAAACAGUAUGUGCAGUGCUUUAUGAAAUCAGAAUCUUAUGUGACUGCUGUGGCCCUGAUAACGCGAUUUUCCAUCCAAUGUUGUGACGAGUCAUUUCUCAUAACACUUAUGGGAAGUAAUCAAUUCAAGGAGGCAGAGGAGUGGGCUGCUUUCAUGGGAAAAGAAAUGAUAGUUGUGCUGAUUCAGAAGUAUCUAGAUAUUAAAAUGCUAAAAGGUGCAAAUGAGUUGGUGAAACAAUAUGACCUUACAGAAGAGUUCCCAGAUGUUAAUUAUUUGUAUAAAGAGAGUUCACUAAAGAAGCUGGCGGAGAAAGGGUGCUGGGAUGUUGCAGAAGUCCGUGCCAAGAAGGAAACAAAACUAAUGGAGUACCUGGUAUAUCUAGCUAUGGAAGCUGGUUAUAUGGAGAAGGUUGAUGAGCUUUGCCAACGAUACUCUCUUGAAGGUUAUGCCAAUUCUUUGGUCCCUGAGGAAGUCUUCUGUCGGUCUGACUACUUGGACCUGAAGACAUUGAUUUUAGAAGAAAUUGUCUGGGUUGAUGAGAUUGAAGGACUACUUAAUGCAACGAGUUAUAUUGAAGCUUGUAAAAUCAUUGGCGUGGAUUGUGAAUGGAAACCUAAUUUUGAGAAAGGCAGCAGACCUAAUAAGGUCUCUAUCAUCCAAAUUGCAUCAGAUAAGAAAGCAUUCAUCUUUGAUCUGAUUAAGCUGUACGAAGAUGAUCCUAAAGCAUUGGACUGCUGCUUCAGGCGAAUUAUGUGUUCAUCUAACCUACUAAAGCUGGGCUAUAACCUGCAAUGCGAUCUCCAUCAACUGUCACAGUCCUAUGGAGAAUUGCAAUGUUUUCAGUCCUAUGAGAUGCUGCUUGAUAUCCAGAAGCUGUUUAAAGAAACUACUGGUGGUCUCUCUGGGUUGUCAAAGGUAUUCAUGAUAGCACAAAUAUGUCCCGGUCAACUGAAAAUAUUAGGAGCUGGUUUGAACAAGACACGCCGGAAUAGCAACUGGGAGAAGCGGCCUCUCAGCCAGAAUCAGAAAGAGUAUGCUGCUCUUGAUGCCGUGGUCCUUGUUCAUAUUUUCCAUCAUGUCAGGGGGCAACCUCAGUUUGGUGUCACCGAGGGACGCCAAGUUGAAUGGAAGUCACAUAUCGUGUCUCGAGUGAACCGUUCGUGUAGUCCAUUACGGUUCUAGAACUAGGUUGUGCGGAGAGCAAAGUACCUCUGAGUUCUGACAUAUACAAGCACCUACUGGUCAGCUUCAUCUUCUAAGGAACCAACCUGUUGAUAGCCUCUUCCAUAGUUGUCUCUCAUCCUAGCUGAUUUCAGUGCACUGGCUGUUGCUGUGACCCAUUAGCAAUUCCUCUUGUAAAUAUGGUUCGACACUCUCCCCUGUCGCAUACUCGCAUCGAAGUUAGUGCAAUUGCUACCAGUUGAGGUGUAUCUUUUCUUUGGUGUUGAAUAGUGAAACUAUGGAUUAGUGAUGGGCGACAGUCUCUUGAGUUGCACAGCAUGCUUGGAGUUGGCUAAAGGCUGGAGAAUGAGAUUUCUUCAAGUACUUGUGCUGCUGCUUUCUUUGUUUUCCAUCCAUAUCUUACGAGGUUUCCUUC